Molecule: messenger RNA, 219 nt
Organism: Neoarthrinium moseri
Lineage: Eukaryota; Fungi; Ascomycota; Sordariomycetes; Amphisphaeriales; Apiosporaceae
Exons: 1
Coding region: 1-219 (72 amino acids)
Source: RefSeq, a predicted model, not a curated record
AUGUGCUCGUACUACGCCCACGCCUUCGUCUGCAAGCACAUGACGUUUACGUUCGCGCGGUUCUGCACGCCGGCCAACUUCACGCAGACGCCCUGUGACAAGCGCACCAUCUGGCACACCAUCGGGCUCGACGAGGCCUGCGACGAGUGCCGGGUCUGGUUUCCCGAUAGGUUCCCCGCCCAGGCCCAGGUGUCCGCCAGGAAGGCCCGGCGCGUGUGA